AUGGCCAUGUUGGUCCAGUUCAGUCUCCUGAGCAUCGAUGCCUAUGGUAUCGGUAGUGAGGGUAAAAUGCUGACUUGGUUCAAGAAGGCGUUCGAGGCUGAAGCCUCCCCGUUUUGCAGCCAAGUGGCUUCUCGAACACAAGCACAAGUGGACCCACUUGUGUGA
Molecule: messenger RNA, 165 nt
Organism: Puccinia graminis f. sp. tritici CRL 75-36-700-3
Lineage: Eukaryota; Fungi; Basidiomycota; Pucciniomycetes; Pucciniales; Pucciniaceae
Exons: 2
Coding region: 1-165 (54 amino acids)
Source: RefSeq, a predicted model, not a curated record